Molecule: messenger RNA, 1361 nt
Organism: Rhododendron vialii
Lineage: Eukaryota; Viridiplantae; Streptophyta; Magnoliopsida; Ericales; Ericaceae
Product: probable pyridoxal 5'-phosphate synthase subunit PDX1
Exons: 2
Coding region: 102-1040 (312 amino acids)
Biological process (GO): amino acid metabolic process; pyridoxal 5'-phosphate biosynthetic process; pyridoxine biosynthetic process
Molecular function (GO): amine-lyase activity
Source: RefSeq, a predicted model, not a curated record
UUAUAUAUCCCUCCUCUCUCACUCUCUCUCUCUCACCGUAGGGUUACCGCCUAAUCUCUCUCUCUCUCUCUCUCUCUCUCUCUCUCUCUCUCUCCACAACCAUGGAUGCAAGCGGUGUCGUAACGGUCUACGGGAACGGCGCACUCACCGAGACCGCCACCUCAAAAAAAUCCCCCUUCUCCGUCAAGGUGGGCCUGGCCCAGAUGCUCCGUGGCGGGGUCAUCAUGGACGUCGUCAACGCCGAGCAGGCCCGGAUCGCCGAGGAGGCCGGGGCCUGCGCCGUCAUGGCCCUGGAGCGGGUCCCGGCCGACAUCCGGGCCCAGGGCGGCGUGGCCCGGAUGAGCGACCCGCAGCUCAUCAAGGAGAUCAAGCAGGCCGUCACCAUACCCGUCAUGGCCAAGGCCCGGAUCGGACACUUCGUCGAGGCCCAAAUCCUCGAGGCGCUGGGGAUCGAUUACGUGGACGAGAGCGAGGUCUUGACGCUCGCCGAUGAUGAGAAUCACAUCAACAAGCAUAAUUUUCGGAUUCCGUUUGUUUGUGGGUGUAGGAAUCUUGGGGAGGCUCUCCGACGUAUCAGAGAGGGCGCCGCCAUGAUUCGCACCAAGGGGGAGGCAGGUACUGGCAACAUAAUCGAGGCAGUCCGCCAUGUGCGCUCCGUGAUGGGCGAUAUUCGUGUGCUUCGCAACAUGGACGACGACGAGGUCUUCACCUUUGCCAAAAAAAUUGCAGCUCCAUAUGACUUGGUUAUGCAGACGAAGCAGCUGGGGAGGCUUCCGGUGGUCCACUUCGCGGCUGGUGGAGUUGCUACCCCGGCCGAUGCGGCAUUGAUGAUGCAGCUGGGGUGUGACGGGGUUUUUGUCGGAUCGGGUGUGUUCAAGAGUGGUGACCCAGCAAGGCGGGCACAUGCCAUUGUUCAGGCUGUUACUCACUACAGUGAUCCUGAUGUACUUGCGGAGGUGAGCUGUGGUUUGGGGGAGGCCAUGGUGGGGAUAAACCUCAAUGAUGAUAAGGUCGAGAGGUACGCAAACCGGUCAGAGUGAUUUGCUCUCAAUUGCUUGUUGUAGGUGAGGGUCCUAAGAUUCCUCUUGGGCUAUUAUGUUAGCCAAUAAUAGCAAUUUGGUUUUCUUUGUUGUCAUGUUAGGUUUUGAAUUACCCUGAUAAUAAUGAAUUGGAUUGUCUCUCCAUGUUAUAGCUUUACAGGAUACAUGUUUUCAAGGUUAAUGGAUUGAUUUAAUCGUCAGUCAUAGGUUUAAUCUUCUGUUGUAAACUAUUUAUGUUGAACUGCUUUUUUGGAGCUACUUUGUGUUGCAUAAGUAUCAACAGAUACUGGUAAAUAUCGAAGUUGAUGGAUUUGUGCAAAA